UCUUUUGAAAUGCCCCCCACGACCUAUGCUCCUACCAGCUACACAGCCGAAACCAGUGACUACGAAUCUGAUGAUGAUUUGAUACUUAAAAUCGACUUAAACAAUGCUGCGUCCCAUCAAGCCAUCUACACUGCUAAGCGGGCCACGACCAAUUUUCGACGGAGAGACGAGUACCGGCAGGAGAGUUUGGGGAUUGUGGCUUCUACGUUGUACCGCGAUGACGAUGGAAUGAGCCUGCGUGUCAUAACAAGUCCAAAGAAAUCGGAUCCAGACGAGCAGACAUCAACGCGUGAGCGCUGGGUGCACUUACAGACGGAAGGUAUUGACUUUGAACGUUAUGAGCAUUUUGUGAUGAACAUACUCCUUCAGCAUAAUGCUGAGCUCAUUCCCGUGGUGUUGUAUCUGUUGCGAAAAAUACGACACGAAUACGAGGAAAGCUCUGCGUAUGGCUGUUAUAUUAAACCUGGAACAACGCUUCGGUGCGACGGAAUGGACCAAAGCAAACGCGACAAGCCAGAUUUGUCUGCCAUUUUCAUGUCGGUCCCGUAUUUCGACAUUGGAAAAUGGAAGCCGCCGAAUGCACCGGAUGAAUCCUUGCACUUACCCCGCGGGUUGUUCCAGAGCUGGUACACACAGGAAGCUGCGAUGGACCGAGAUGGCGAUCAGAUGUUCCGUAAGUUCAAGGGCGUAAAAGCCCACGAGUAUCUUCGUGUUCCGCAGCUCUGGGCUCUUGUGUUGAAUUCAGAGAUCAUCAUUACCUGUGGGCCUUCAGCGUUGUCCGAUACUUUCAAGGAGCACAUUGAUUUUGUCGAAGAGGCAUCGCUUCUUUCCAAUGGGCCUAGUCUGGUGCAGAUCACAGAUUAUCAGAGACGGGUUACAUACUUGCCAAUCGCGCGGUGCAAAACUUUUCUCAACUUGCGUCAGAGUAUCAAAGAGUGCCUUGAAGAUUCGGGAAUUGAUCUUGAUGACGUUUUGCUGCACUUGGGCGAUACCACUGAUGAAAUCAAAGGGAAAGAGUGGCCAGCCAUUAUCAAAGCCGAGACGUCCGUCAUCGUACGUGUGCGGAUCAGGCUUAGAAACACCCCGGCUAUCGUGUCUUUGGAUGACAGCCGUCUUAUUGAGACUGCAGGUUUAAGCUCAGAAGAUGAAGAUGAAGCUUCCGAGAAUAAGAUGGCUCUGAUCAUUCGGGAUCCAAGCAAGGAAUGGCCUCACUCCGCAACCCAAUACGCGGCUCGCGUACAAAAAGCAGAUGCUGCUCUGAAACGGCUUGCAACAGAAGGUUAUAUAGUCAAUCAAACAGCUUCCUUGGCACCUGGUAACGAUGAGAUUGGGGCGAAACAACCGACAGUAUUUAAACGUCCAUCCAAAGUGGGAUCAAAUUCAUCUGUGGAAACGGACUCGGAGAAGCCAGAUGAUAAAGAAGAGCACUCUCGACCGAUAGAUGUUGACACGGUAUCGGCAUCAUAUUCAGAUAUUACUGGACUGAUCGCCGGAACUCAGAGCUCACAUUCAAGAGAUGAAUCCUUAGAUGAAGGCAAGCUAGAUAGCGUACCUGGCGUGCUACACGGCGACGACAAUAACGACGACCUGAGCGGCGAAGAGCGCCGCCCAAGUACAACCUCUGAAGACCAAGAGUCUUCGAGGCUAAAUAGGGCUGAGACUUUCCAGCCAACUGUGGAAUCGGAUGCUGAGGGUUCACAGAAACAUUCAAGCAUACAUGCGUGGAUUGACUCCCUCCCAGAGGAAAAGCCCAAGGAGUCUUCUAACAGGAGAAGCGAAUCUGUGGCUAGCAAGAAGACGACACUACCUAGUGUAUCAAACACCAACGAAGACAAGAUAUCUCGAGACAAUUCAGAAGUGGAAGUUACAGUAGGAGACUCCGAGAAAGGGCUGAGGCAAGUGGUAAAAGAGGAAAUCACGGCCGCUCUGAAACGAGAUGAAGAUCAAAAGCGCACUGAGGAGGAGAAGCUUGAUGCCUUGAUGCGAGAAAGGCUAGCACGGUUUGGUUUCCAAGAGAAUCAGAUCCAGGCCAUGGUGGACCCGACAAAGCAUAUCUCUGAACCUGGGAGGACUCCUGCCAACCCACUGCGCUUGAAUCAACCACCUACAUACACGAGGAUACAAAAGAAAUACCUGGACAUAGAAACCUUGAAAUACUAUGAUCUACCAUAUGAGAUCAACGUUGACGACGGCUACAUCACUAUUCUUCGAGAGAUGAGUCAGAAGGAGAGUGAGAUUUUAUUCGAGCACACACGUCGUCUGCGCGAGAGGAGAGGUGGCUUCGACAAACUGUUGAUCGAGGAGAAUGCGAAUACAAGAAGUUCAUCAGCUCCGUGGAGGAAUCUGCGCACUGCUAAAAAGUUCUCGUCUAGGAAAAAGGCGGCAAAACGGUUCGAUGAAGACUUCUACUUGGCAGAUAGAAGUAAAUCGAUCUGGGAACCAGAGUCCGGGAAGAAUUGGAGUGAUGACCAGGGGUUGGAACACAAUAAAGACACCGUCCCACCAACAGAAAACACAGACCUCAAAGCCAAUCCCGAGGUUCCACCUUUCCUUGCGUGGCCUACCACAUUCUCAGACGAAACAGAUGAAUCCACUGCAAGCAAAAACAAUGCUCUUCGUCGAAACAAUGAAGAAGACCUGACCCAACUCACGCUAGCGGCCAUCAAUAAACACAUUACCAAGACUAGGAGCGACGGCAGUGACAUUCCUAUUAGUACACAUCAUCCCUUUCUAGCUGUUUAUAAAUCGGGUGUGGCGUUCAUCGAUGUUCCGGAGCUCACGUUCAUCAGCAUGUCAUCUAAGAUGGGCCCUAUCAAUGAUUUGGCACAAGAGAAAGAGCAGCACAAGACAACAUUAUUGGAGAUGGGCGAUGAGUUCGACUUCUUUCAAACACUGAUACGACGGGAUGGUGGUGGUGAACAGGUCAACACGGCCAGCGAUGUGCCUGGAGUGUCUAAAGGCAAGCUGAAAGUUUCAGCAAAAGCGCCGCGUCGUCGUGUUGUGCAAUGGCAAUUAUCCGCACUGGUGUCAGAGCGUGACUCGUUCACAUCAACUUUGCAACAAUUGAUCGAUCAAUUUGUCCCGAGUUAUUAUCCCCAUCCGCUUCUGCGAAGGUGUUGGGGUUCAUUAGACGCAAUCAAGGAGGAAAUUGAGGGCCUCUUCGCCGAAAACGAAGCUCAUCGCCGCAAGGAGAUGAAUGAUGACUCCGCACUCAUUUAUGUUGUAAGAGACAUACCAUUCAAAGACUACUUCAGCAAAAACCAGUUGGAAGGAUUGUUGGUCGAUGUCGAUAAAUGCCCGACAUGUGUUCGAGGAACUCAGCACGCAGACAUCGAUGAUGCGUACCAACAUCUACAUCAAUCCCAUGCCAAGGGAACAGGCCCUGUAACGGAUUCACGAAGGAUUCGAUUGGGUCAUUGGUUAGUCUCCACCGCUGGCAUGGAACUUGAAAGACUAAACACCGAGAUGCUCCAGCUCAUCCAGUCGCUGCAUAAUCGCGCUCUCAAGCUACUAACCAAAUCUAUCGAUAUUCGCAACAGUGUGGUUGGCGAGAACAACGAGAAGGACCGCAAGUUCUUGCUUCCGGCUGCAUUGGUGAAGGCUGCAGAGAGGAUCUUCCAGUUCAUAUACACCGCGCUCUACACUGUUCGGUUUUUGCGGCAACAGAAACAGGGUACAGCAGCGUUGACGGGGGGACCUUCGAUUCAGACACAGGACAAUCUCGCGCUUGCAGACCAUUACGGUGCUGCAGCUGACAAUCAACUCUCCAAAGCGCAGAAUGAAUUGAUGUUGAUGGCGUACACGGGGUCUACUGACGGGACGUCGGUUGUGCAUUAUAUCACUAGCACCCCGGAAACGACAAUCUUGAUUGGCAUCUUGCAUCUCCUCACAAGGGAUGUAUAUGGGGACAGCCAAAUCCAAGAUCUCUACAGAAGCCAUCUGUCAUCCCUGCGAUACGGCGCCAUUAAAAACCCCUCGAAACGCAUCUUCCGCGAGCUUUUUCUCAUGGAAGAAGAGUUGGAAAUCGUCGAGUCGGUGCUCACCCAGCAACUCAACGCAAUGCAAGGCUUGCAGCGCCUACUCAACAACAGAAGCUACCGCAUCACAGACCGCAUGCGCGUCAACAACUUUGAACGACUCGAACAGGCCGCGUUCCGAGCCUACGAGGUCGAGCACAGAGAUGUGGGGAGAGACAUCAAGAAGAUCCAGAGCCAGAUCACCAAGACGGCCCAAGUCCUCCGGUAUAACCUGGAGAUUGCCGAAGAGGGACAGUCCAAAGCCAUUCUCGUAUUCACGCUCGUCACUAUCAUCUUCCUCCCAUUAUCGUUCGUCGCGGGUUUGUUCGGUAUGAAUACAAGGGAUAUCCGAGAUCUCGAUUACGAUCAGUCUUUGUUCUGGGCAGUGGCUCUGCCGCUCACAGCGUUGAUUGGAGGAAUAUCUCUGCUCGUUGCUUAUGGCCGGCUGGACGAGCGUUUUGAGGAGCUAAGUCAAUCUCUGCGAGAGAAGAAGGGGCAUCGGUCUCAUCUGCCUGAUCUGUCGAUCAUUCGAAGGAGUCGGGACGAGGAAGAUGUGGAUAUGAUGGAGUCGAAGGCGCUCUCGUCCGCGGGGGCUGCGAGAAGUCGUAAGACGGCGCGGCGAUCGACAAUUGUGGUGAAACCGGCGAAGAAGAGACUGCCGAAGCCGAGCAGGCGGUGA
This is a messenger RNA of Periconia digitata, 4695 nucleotides long. The record is from the annotation of a GenBank genome assembly. NCBI's taxonomy places the organism in Eukaryota, Fungi, Ascomycota, Dothideomycetes, Pleosporales, Periconiaceae.